Messenger RNA from Lathyrus oleraceus (garden pea), 2181 nucleotides. Its product is annotated as O-fucosyltransferase 29. The record is from RefSeq and is a predicted model, not a curated record. The transcript has 9 exons. The coding region runs from base 362 to 1912 and encodes 516 amino acids. NCBI's taxonomy places the organism in Eukaryota, Viridiplantae, Streptophyta, Magnoliopsida, Fabales, Fabaceae.
AAAAACAAAAUAACAUUAGAGAAAAACAAAAAAGAAAUAUUUGGCUUUAUAGGAAAGGACUAUUGUUUGUUGUGUUGUUACCUUUCUCCAUAACCCCUUCACUCCCAUCUCAACAACAACAACAAACCAAACCGAAUCAAACGGAACAACGUAGUACACUACUGUUUCUUUCUUCACUCCACAAUUCAUGUUCAUACUAAUUAGGGUUCAUCUUCCCACAUUACUACUAAUAACUAGUUAUUAAUUAAUCCCUCACUAAUCACUUCCUACAUUACUAAAAACGAUCCAUGAGGGUUUGGGUUUUGGGUUUGUGUUUGUCACCCUAACCUAACUCCGAAGCUAAUUUCCUCCGAAGCUCAAUAUGGGUGUGAGUGUAGGGAAAGCUUGGAGUUUAGGAAUGUUAUCGACGAACCUAGCUCUGUUACCAAACAACAAAAAGAAACAUGUUUGUUCUCAACAACAAAGGAAAACAAUCACGAUCUCUUGGUCUCUUGUUUGUGGUUUCAUGCUUUUCAUUUUGGGUUUAAUUUCGCUUUUUACUGGUCACAUGCUUUCUGAUCUCGAAUGGUACUCUCAUCGAUUGGUUCAUCCUAAUUUCUACUCUAGAUUGGAUGGUAAUUACCGUGCCCCAAUUGAUAUUUGGAAAUCUAAAUUGUCUAAAUACUACUAUGGGUGUAGUGACAGAGGGCGCGAUUAUGCUCCUGCUGUGCCUGAGCAGAUGUCAAAUGGCUACUUGCUUAUUGCAGCUAGUGGAGGAUUGAAUCAACAAAGAACCGGGAUAACAGAUGCUGUAGUUGUUGCACGGAUUCUUAAUGCUACGCUGGUUGUACCUGAGUUGGAUCAUCAUUCUUUUUGGAAGGAUGACAGUGACUUUAUCAAUAUUUUUGAUGUUGAUUGGUUCAUUUCUUAUCUCGCAAAAGAUGUUACUAUUGUCAAAAGAGUUCCUGAUAAGGUGAUGAGGUCAAUGGAAAAACCCCCAUAUACAAUGCGCGUCCCAAGGAAAUCAGAGCCUGAUUAUUAUCUUGAUCAAGUUUUGCCAAUACUUUUGAGACGACAGGUUGUACAAUUGACAAAGUUUGACUUUAGACUUGCGAAUCACCUUGAUGACGAGCUGCAAAAACUAAGAUGCCGUGUUAAUUAUCAUGCUUUGAGAUUUACAAAACCUAUACAAGAACUUGGUCAAACAAUUGUUAUGAGAAUGCAAAAGAUGGCUCGUCGGUUCAUAGCAGUCCAUUUGAGGUUUGAACCAGAUAUGCUAGCAUUUUCAAGUUGUUAUUUUGGUGGUGGAGAUAAAGAAAGAAACGAGCUUGGUGAAAUCAGAAAAAGGUGGACAACAUUACCUGAUUUGAGUGCAGAUGGAGAACGUAAGCGAGGGAAAUGUCCUCUUACUCCUCAUGAAGUGGGUUUGAUGUUGCGUGCACUUGGUUUUACAAAUGACACAUACCUCUAUGUUGCGUCGGGAGAGAUAUACGGAGGGGACGAGACUAUGCAGCCUCUCAAAGAUCUUUUCCCCAACAUCUAUACAAAGGAAAUGCUUGCUGAUGAAGAGCUGAAACCUUUCCUUCCGUUCUCAUCCCGCCUUGCUGCUGUAGACUACAUCGUUUGUGAUGAAAGUGAUGUAUUUGUCACCAACAACAAUGGCAACAUGGCCAAGAUUCUUGCUGGUCGAAGGAGAUAUAUGGGUCACAAAAGAACAAUUAGACCGAACGCAAAGAAGCUUAGCACGCUUUUUGCCGGGAGGCAUCAGAUGGAUUGGCAUACCUUCUCCAAAAAGGUUAAGGCUUGCCAAAGAGGAUUCUUGGGAGAGCCAGACGAGAUGAGGCCUGGACGCGACUAUCAAGAAUUUCCCAGCUCUUGUGUGUGCGAGAGACAAUAUGUGAAUGAAGAACCCGGUACAAAGAUUGAUACCUGACUGGUUGACUGCAAAAGAUAAAUCAAUGUUCAAAGGAACUUUGGACCAGGGGGUUAUUGUGUAGGGAAUGUUUCCUCACUAGGCUGUUUUCGUCGGCAGAAUAUUGAUCGAUCAAAUGCGGCAAUGCCUUCAUUUUCACACUCCAAUUGUAAUUGUAAAUCAUCAGGAGGGUAGGAUAAAUGAGUGGCUUAGUUUAGGUUCUAGAGACAUCAAUGUGUUGCCAAAUGUUAAUAGAUAAAUAUAAAUACAUAUGCUUUGUGUAAAUUACA